CCGCCGCCGCCGGCCGGUCUGACCGGUCUCCGCUCGGCACGGUGCUGACUGCAGGCCUGGUGUCCCUGUGGUCCGCCGGGGAGCCCGUGUGGCGCCGCCUUUCUCGGGGGAAGGGUCUUGACCCGGUGUGCUGCAAACCUGUUUUUCCUCCCAGGCUGACAGACGUCCCCACCACCCUAGUGUAGGAAAGGAAAGCUCAAUGACACCCAGAAAGAAGUUAGAGGGUCUUGUAGCUGCUACAGUCACUCCAAUGACUCCUCAUGGACAAAUUAACCUUUCAGUGAUUCAUCAAUACGUAGAUUAUCUGGUAAGCGAGCAGAACGUGAAGAACGUUUUUGUGAAUGGCACAACAGGAGAAGGACUGUCCCUUAGCAUCCAGGAGAGGAAGCAGCUGGCAGAAGAAUGGAUAUGCCAAGGAAAAAACAAGUUGGAUCAUGUGAUCAUUCAUGUUGGAGCACUGAGUCUGCCAGAGUCCCAAGAGCUGGCAAGACAUGCAGCAGCCAUAGGUGCUAGUGGUAUUGCUGUAAUAGCCCCAUUCUUCUUCAAACCCACAAACAAAGACGAGCUGAUUGCUUUCUUACAGAAGGUUGCAUCUGAAGCCCCUGCGGUUCCAUUUUAUUACUAUCACAUUCCUCAUCUGACAGGUGUGAAGAUUCAUGUUGAAGAGUUGCUGGAUGGAAUAAAAAAGCAGAUCCCCACCUUCCAGGGCGUGAAGUUCAGUGACACGGACCUCUUGGACCUUGCUCAGUGUAUAAACAAGAAUGAGAGCGAACAGUUUGCAUUUCUUUAUGGGGUGGAUGAGCAACUGUUGAGUGCGCUGGCAGUAGGGGCAAAUGGAGCAGUUGGAAGUACAUUCAACUAUUUGGGACGAAAAACCAAUCUGAUGUUGCAAGCCUUUGCAAAGCCAGACCUUGCAUUAGCACAGAAGUAUCAGUUUCUCACUGCAGAAUUUCUCAACUUUGUCAUCAAACUAGGUUUUGGUGUUGCACAGACUAAAGCUGUAAUGACUUUUGUUUCUGGCAUUCCCAUGGGACCUCCACGGCUUCCACUUGUCAGUGCCUCUGAGGAGUUCAUCAUCAAGGCCAAAGCCAAACUGGAUAGCAUUGUGUGGCCUGAUGGUGACUGAUACUCAGUUCCAUGUCAAUCUGGAAAUGGAGGCUCCUUUUCUGCAAUUCGCUCUCACACAGCACACUGCCCAGGUGAUUGACUGUGAUUUCUUUCAGGGAAUUGGCAAUGUGCCUGAGCCCCAUUUGGUUAGGGCUAGCUUUGUUGGUGCACAUGUAGUUAGUUGCCUUUUUUACUCUGCUCCUGGAGAUCUGCACAUUCCAGGACUAGCUGGUAUCUUUUAAUAAAAAAAAGGCAGACUUUUCCCCAGUUAGAAGAUACUGACCCCUUUUGUCUAGAAAGGAGGGAGAUCUGUCUCCACUCUCCCUCCAGCUAGAUAAUGUUUUGUCUUCCCCCUUUGUGAGCCCUACACCUUCUGUUUAAGCAGUUGUAUGACACCAUCUGGUUGCUCAGGGCAGUAUCUUGCUGUUUGUCAGAAUCACUGGGACACUGACUGUGCAUCUAAAAUUCUGAUUUUGUCUUUUCUCAUUGUG
Molecule: messenger RNA, 1598 nt
Organism: Pezoporus flaviventris
Lineage: Eukaryota; Metazoa; Chordata; Aves; Psittaciformes; Psittacidae
Gene: NPL
Product: N-acetylneuraminate pyruvate lyase
Exons: 12
Coding region: 200-1126 (308 amino acids)
Biological process (GO): N-acetylneuraminate catabolic process
Molecular function (GO): N-acetylneuraminate lyase activity; 4-hydroxy-tetrahydrodipicolinate synthase activity
Source: RefSeq, a predicted model, not a curated record